Messenger RNA from Solanum pennellii, 1586 nucleotides. RefSeq names its product vignain-like. Gene Ontology annotation, cellular component: lysosome. Lineage: Eukaryota; Viridiplantae; Streptophyta; Magnoliopsida; Solanales; Solanaceae. The transcript is spliced from 4 exons. The record is from RefSeq and is a predicted model, not a curated record. Gene Ontology annotation, molecular function: cysteine-type endopeptidase activity. The coding region runs from base 333 to 1409 and encodes 358 amino acids.
AAAAGGAGUCUUGUGUGUCAUGCAGGCUUGCAAGAAAUUGUGUACAGCAGCCUCCAAAUAUAUGCCAGUCGUCAUUAUCUAUAAACAAACUUAGCAAAAAUAACGUGGUGGCUUCAUUAGAUAAAUCACAGCUUGAUAAUGUUUCACUUUUGCAGAAGUAAAGUCACUUUUCCCUUAAUAUCUGUUAAAGACACUAACUGAUGUAAGAAUGUGAUGUAGCCUUGCUCUAUAUAACACUUUAGCAUAUUAACAUAUGUUAUCCUCAUAUCAUAGUUUUAAUAAUCUUUACACUUACAUAUUUCAAUUUCCAUUUUUCAGUUUUUAUCAGAGUGAUGGAGGCAGGGAAGAAGAUUUUCUUGAUUUCGCUUUCGUUGGCUAUGAUAUUUGGUCUAGUUAAUAGUUUGGAGUUCACUGAAAAAGAUAUUGCAUCUGAAGAAAACUUAUGGGAUUUGUACCAGAAAUGGAGGAGCCAUCACACUGUUUCUCGAGACCUAACCGAGAAACAACAACGUUUCAAUGUGUUCAAGGCGAAUGUGAUGCAUAUUCAUAAUGUCAACAAGAUGGACAGACCUUAUAAGUUGAAACUCAACAAAUUUGCUGAUAUGACAAACCAUGAAUUCAGAAAUUUUUAUAGCUCUAAGAUAAAACACUUCAGAAUGCUUCAUGGUCCCCGCCCUACUACCGGAUUUAUGCACGACAAGGCUGAUAAUCUCCCAGCAUCCGUUGAUUGGAGAAAGAAAGGAGCUGUUACUGGUGUAAAGGAUCAAGGAAAAUGCGGUAGCUGUUGGGCGUUCUCUACGAUAGUUGGAGUUGAGGGAAUAAACAAAAUCAAGACAGGUAAAUUAGUUUCACUGUCUGAACAAGAGCUUGUUGAUUGUGAAAAGGAUAACGAAGGAUGCAACGGAGGACUAAUGGAAAAUGCAUAUGAAUUCAUCAAGAAAAAUGGAGGAAUUACGACUGAGAGGAUAUAUCCUUACAAAGCCAGUGAUAGUCGUUGUGAUUCUUUAAAGAGGAAUUCCCCCGUGGUUAAUAUCGAUGGACAUGAAAUGGUACCUGAAAAAGAUGAGGAUGCUUUGAUGAAAGCUGUUGCUAACCAACCAAUAUCUGUUGCUAUUGAUGCUAGUGGUUCCGAUCUGCAAUUUUACUCUGAGGGAGUGUUCAAUGGAAAUUGUGGCACAGAGCUAGACCAUGGGGUAGCAGUUGUGGGCUAUGGAUCAACUCAUGAUGGGACAAAGUACUGGAUAGUGAAGAACUCCUGGGGGACUGAAUGGGGUGAACAAGGUUAUUUUCGAAUGCAACGAGGCAUCGAUGCUGAAGAGGGACUCUGUGGGAUAACCAUGGAGGCUUCAUAUCCAGUCAAGUUAUCUCCAGACAAUCCCAAACCAGCACCCUCUAAGGAUGAACUCUAGAUUGGCUCGUGUAACGACUCUGCUUCCGCCCGUAGCAAGCUAUAGUAUUUACAAAGAAACUUAGGUAAAAAGCAACACAUAUAUGUAAUCUAUGAGUUAUUUUGUAUUGGUUUGCAUGAAUAAAAUGCUUAGGGUUGCACAUGUUUGUAAGUUGUAGCCUUUAGCUUCUGCUUUCAA